AUGGCUAAGCUAGGGGAUAUCGUUAUGAUUUUCCUGUUACAUGCUGGUGCUAUUUGGUCAUCAAAUAAGUUGGUCUUGGCAGAUGUACCAGCUAUCUUUAUAUUUGGCGAUUCGACUGUAGAUGUUGGAACUAAUAAUUAUUUAAAUGGAAGUCUCGCUACAGCAAAUAAUCCUUACUAUGGAAUUGAUUAUCCAAACCACGCUGCUACAGGAAGGUUUAGCAAUGGCUAUAACCCUGCCGACUUCAUUGCGACGCACUUGGGUAAUUAUACGGAAAGCCCGCCAGCCUUUUACGCCUUGAUUCAAAAGAGGUCAACAUUUAAGAGUAGCAUACCCCGUGGUGUCAACUUUGCAUCUGGAGGAUCUGGCAUUCUUGACGAUACUGGAAAUCAAGGAUUUCAUAAUGUAGUAUCACUUACUCGACAAAUAGAGCAAUUUCAAACAGUAUGUGAGAACAUCACAGCAAUAUAUGGAGAUGCCAAAGGUUCAAAGCUGCUUGCAAAUGCGUUCUACCUUAUAAGUGUGGGAAGCAAUGAUUUAUUCGACCAAUUUCUUUACAAUUACAAUAUAUCUGCACAUGAACUCAUCACUGAUCUCACCGAUACCUUUGCCUAUCACUUGCAGAAUUUAUAUAAUCUAGGUGCAAGGAAAUUUGGAAUUGUUGGCAUUCCAACUAUUGGAUGUUGUCCGGCAAUACGUGUUGUAACACCUGGUGGUGCCUGUAAUGAGACACUUAACGGUUAUGCUCAAAUUUUUUAUAAUACAACACUCAGUUUGCUGCAAGAUCUCAGCACAGCAAAUCCAGGAAUGAACUUUUCACUUGGAAAUUCUUUCUUGAUGACCAAGGGCGUUAUUGAUAAUGCAGUUGCAUCAGGUUUCGAAGAAGUUGAAGCAGCCUGCUGUGGUACGGGACCUUUCAAAGGAAGUGAUAAAUGUACUUCAAAAUCUGAUCUUUGCAAGAAGCGCGAUGAAUACUUGUUCUGGGAUUAUUUUCACCCAACCCAGAAAGCAGCUAAAAUGGCAGCUUUAUCUCUUCUUUAUGCAACUGGCCAGGAAUUUGUCACACCAGUCAACUUCAGUACAUUGGCAACUAUUCAGCACUGA
Lycium barbarum (goji berry) is the source of this 1104-nucleotide messenger RNA. Its product is annotated as GDSL esterase/lipase At5g33370-like. The record is from RefSeq and is a predicted model, not a curated record. The transcript has 5 exons. Gene Ontology annotation, molecular function: hydrolase activity, acting on ester bonds. Bases 1 to 1104 code for a protein of 367 amino acids. NCBI's taxonomy places the organism in Eukaryota, Viridiplantae, Streptophyta, Magnoliopsida, Solanales, Solanaceae.